Molecule: messenger RNA, 1076 nt
Organism: Triticum aestivum (bread wheat)
Lineage: Eukaryota; Viridiplantae; Streptophyta; Magnoliopsida; Poales; Poaceae
Product: probable cytokinin riboside 5'-monophosphate phosphoribohydrolase LOG6
Exons: 7
Coding region: 61-780 (239 amino acids)
Biological process (GO): cytokinin biosynthetic process
Cellular component (GO): cytosol; nucleus
Molecular function (GO): hydrolase activity, hydrolyzing N-glycosyl compounds
Source: RefSeq, a predicted model, not a curated record
UCUUGGGUAGGCUUCAGUGUGCGCUCUCUUGUCGACCGUCGCAACCGGACAGAUAUUAGCAUGGCUAGGGAAGAGGAGAUGGAGAUCAAGAAGAAAGAAGAGGCAGGCGGGCAAGGGAAGGCUCAGUCUCGGUUCAGAAGGAUAUGCGUCUUCUGUGGGAGCAGCAAGGGCAACAAGAAGAGCUACCAGGAUGCUGCCGUUGAGCUUGGCAAGGAGCUGGUUGCAAGGAACAUUGAUUUGGUGUACGGAGGAGGCAGCCUGGGGCUCAUGGGCCUGGUCUCUCAAGCAGUGCACAGCAGAGGGAGGCAAGUAACUGGGAUGAUUCCCACAACCCUCAUGCCCAGAGAGAUAAUUGGUGAGACAGCGGGGGAGGUGAAGGAAGUGGCAGACAUGCACCAAAGGAAAGCUGAGAUGGGCAGGCAAUCUGAUGCAUUUAUAGCGCUCCCUGGAGGGUAUGGAACGCUUGAAGAGCUCCUAGAAGUAAUCACAUGGGCCCAGCUUCGCAUUCACGACAAGCCAGUUGGGCUGCUGAAUGUGGACGGCUAUUACAACGCUCUGCUAUCUUUCAUCGACAAGGCCAUGGAGGAAGGGUUGAUCGCGCCCACCGCACGCCACAUCAUCGUGCUGGGUACGACAGCCAGUGAACUGCUCGACAAGCUGCAGGAGUACUCUCCACGUCACGGGGAAAUGAAGGGUGAGGUGGAACAACUUAGCAGCCGUAAGAACUGCGACAUGGAUGGGCUGAAAGAAGGAUCAUCCCAGGGACCCGAUGCAGCAUGAUGCACGUGCGUUCAAGUCAAACUCAUGGUUGCUGCUUCUAUCACAUCAGGCUUCACAGUUCACACCCAAGCAUGCCACGUUAUUUGUUUUACUGCAUGUAUCAAAUAAUGCCAAAAACGUGCUCUAGUUCACGUUGCGGCUGAGUCCGAUUCAUUGGCUAGAUUUAGUUUUCACAACGUCUAUUUUUCCCGGUAAACGUCUGACGGACUGGCCACCUUCUUGUCCGUGGGAUGGCACGGAAGAAAUGGAUGGUGGGCAGGAUUCUCAGGCAAUUUGUUGCUCUGUUAAAUAAAGGA